Beta vulgaris subsp. vulgaris (sugar beet) is the source of this 234-nucleotide messenger RNA. Its product is annotated as dolichyl-diphosphooligosaccharide--protein glycosyltransferase subunit 4A. The transcript has a single exon. Lineage: Eukaryota; Viridiplantae; Streptophyta; Magnoliopsida; Caryophyllales; Amaranthaceae. The record is from RefSeq and is a predicted model, not a curated record. Bases 1 to 114 code for a protein of 37 amino acids.
AUGAUGGAUGAUCAAGAUCUGGGAUUCUUUGCCAAUUUUCUCGGCGUCUUCGUCUUUGUACUGGUAAUUGCUUACCAUUUUGUAAUGGCUGAUCCUAAGUAUGAAGCAAAUUAACGAUUCUUCUUCCUUAAUUUACUCAUGUACCCAAUAGUUUCUUUGUAAUUGCCGAACAAAUUUUGACAGUGCAUCUUUUUAUCGAUGUAAUUUUUCAAUAUAUCUAGGUUUUAUUACUUA